Messenger RNA from Naegleria lovaniensis, 1434 nucleotides. RefSeq lists its product as uncharacterized. The record is from RefSeq and is a predicted model, not a curated record. Gene Ontology annotation, biological process: mitochondrial proton-transporting ATP synthase complex assembly. Gene Ontology annotation, cellular component: mitochondrion. Bases 1 to 1434 code for a protein of 477 amino acids. NCBI's taxonomy places the organism in Eukaryota, Heterolobosea, Eutetramitea, Acrasida, Naegleriidae. The transcript has a single exon.
AUGGCUAGCCGGCUUUGCAAGAAAUCGUUUUCAAAUUUCGAGAGCAAAACUAUGGCGAUGAGCAAGAAAUUUUCAUCCAUCAUGUUUGCAGCUUCCACAAAGAUGAUGGUAAAUUCAUCAUCUAGGCAAAAUUUCUGUUCAGAAUAUCAACAACAUGUUCGUUCAUUUCAUCAAUCGAGUCGAUUUUUUGAAAAGAUUGAAUUUACUCCCGAAGAGUUACAAGUUUUGAAAGAGUUGAGACAAAGCAUGGACACACCUGUAACAGAAGAAAAUACCAAACGCAAAAUUAAUAAGAAUGCAGUUGGAGAGUUUAUUCCCGAUCCUGAGUUUGAUUAUAGCAACCUUUCUCCCGAUGAAUUCUUGGAGGCGUUGAGAAAUAGAAAACCGAGAGAGAAUGAAGAUGAACUACAAGGAAGAGAUGUCGAAAAGGAAAGAAGAGUUUUUGAGCUAGUGGAAGAGUUGUUGAAUAAUCCAGAGCUUGACCCUACCCAAGAACAAAUUGAGGAGCAUAAAAGAAAAGCCACCCAGUCACUCUUAGAAAUGGACGAUCAUGAAAACCUCUCGAGUAGUCAAUUACCAAUAAUUUCAUACGAUGAAUUGAAUAAGAAAUUUUAUAGAAGAAUUUACCUUGAAGAAACAACAACCAAAGAAAGAAAAAAAGAAUUCAGAAUUAGAAUUGGUCAGGAACAAUUAUUAAGAACCACCACCAACAAGGUUGUUACAGUUCCAACUCAAGAAUUGGGAAAUAUCGUUGCAGGUGAAUGGGAAUUACAAACUGAAUAUGUAAGACCUGCCACUCUUCCAAUCACAGAGUUGGUGUGUAGAAUUGAAGAUGUAAAACGUGAGACAAACUUUGAAGUCAGUUUCAACAUGAAAAACACUAUUCAUGGAUUUUUUGAUGGAGAAUUUGUUUGUUUACGACAAGGAAUGACAGACGACAAAAUUAAACAAGCAAUUAAGGAGCAUUGGGAUCCUCUCGUGGAUUGGUUUAACAAGGAAUUUGAUACAAAACUUGUAGUUCUCGAUGAAAAUAGUAGUUUUGCUGCUGAUGCAACACAAGAAGAUGCACGUAAAAAAUUUAUUGAACACUACACCACUUCUGAAGGCAUACGAUUAUAUAACAAGACAUUGAGUGUGAAAUAUUUAUUCGAUCGAAUGUCACCGGCGGCAUUGGUGAUUUUGAAUGCAAUGGUUGAGGUUACAGGAUCUGUGGUUAUUGCUUCUGCUCUCUACUCUGGAAACAUUAAUGCCAAACAAGCUGCUCUUGCCACUCAACUACCAGUACGAGAACAAACCAACGUUUUUGGGUUGGUCAUGGGAGAACAUGACUUGCAAUUUGCUGAACAACACUGCAAGCUUUCUGCUUUAGAACUUCUUUUGAGCAUUCAUCCACAAUCAAGGGAUAUUUCUGAUUCAUACAGUAGAAUACUUUAA